GCCGCGGCCGGUCCCAGUCCCGGUUGCAAGGCUGUUGGCGAAGGCGUCUGCGUCUACGUUUCCGUACGGCUGGCCGCGCGGCCCUGGGAUAGUCUGUAGAGGAUGCCAAAUGAGAGAAUCCCCCACUCAAGUCAAACUCAGGAGCAAGACUGUUCACAGAGUCAGGAUAUCAGUGAGAGUGCAGAGGGGACAAUCAAGCAGGAAAACGAUGGCUACGUGGAGCUGGGGGAGAGCCUCCCCUCUUGUUUCCCUGCUAAUGGACCCUCCACUUCCGCCAAGGGGUAUCCCUCGGAACUUCCGAGGAGAGGGCCAGCCCUGCUGCACAUCAACAGACAUCAGAUCCAGGCGGUGGAGCCCAGUGCACAGGCCCUGGAGCUGCAGGGUUUGGGUGUGGACGUCUAUGACCAGGACGUGCUGGAGCAAGGAGUGCUUCAGCAGGUGGACAGCGCCAUCCACGAGGCCAGUUGUGUGGCCCAGCUUGCCGACGUGGAGAAGGAGUAUCGGUCAGUGCUGGAUGACCUCACGUCAUGUACGACAUCCCUAAGGCAAAUCAAUAAAAUUAUUGAACAACUUAGGCCUCAAGCUGCCACCAACAAAGACAUCAACAGGAAACUAGAUUCUGUAAAACGACAGAAGUACAACAAGGAACAACAGCUGAAGAAGAUCACAGCAAAACAAAAACGUCUCCAGGCUAUCCUUGGGGGAGCAGAGGUGAAAGUUGAACUAGAUCAUGCCAGUCUGGAGGAGGAGGAUGCAGAAGCAGGGCCGUCCUGCCUCGGCAGCAUGCUCAUGCCUGCUCAGGAGACUGCGUGGGAAGAGCUCGUCCGCACUGGUCAGAUGACACCUUUUGGUACCCAGAUCCCUCAGAAGCAGGAGAAAAAGCCCAGAAAACUAAUGCUCAACGAAGCAUCAGAUUUUGAAAAGUAUUUGGCAGAUCAAGCAAAACUGUCCUUUGAAAGAAAGAAGCAAGCUUGUAAUAAAAGAGCAACUAAAAAAGCCCCGGCCUCGGUCACUUCUGAGCUGAGCUCAACACUCAGUGAAAACAAACCAGACAAGAGAGGCAAAGUUCUCUCGAAAACAGAUAAGCGCUUGAAAAAACACAUCAAGAAACUCCAGAAGAGGGCUCUUCAGAUCCAGGGGCAGGUGGGAUUGCUAAAGGGAAAGAAACCCUUGGCGUGUGAUGUGAGGCCAAAGGCAGAGGGAGACUCUGAGGGUGAAGAGUCUGAGUACCUGCCCACGGAGGAGGAGCUGGAGGAGGCGGCAGGGGCUGACCUGUCCGGGGAAGGCACCGACUGUGAUCGGAGACUGGUGCUCAGUCGCCAGAAACGGCAGAAGAAAGUCACAGUGCAGGAGACUGAUGAUGACUUUUUUCCAAGUUCUGGGGAAGAAGCUGAAGCCGCAGGAGGAGGAGCAGGAGGUCGGAAAGUAGUGAGAUGCCGAGAUGAUGGAGAUGAAGGUUAUUAUAAGCAGCGGUUAAGGAGAUGGAAUAAACUGAGACUGCAGGACAAAGAGAAGAGUUUGAGGCUUGAAGAUGAUUCUGAGGAAAGUGAUGCCGAAUUUGACGAAGGUUUUAAAGUGCCGGGUUUUCUGUUCAAAAAGCUUUUUAAGUACCAGCAGACAGGUGUUAGGUGGCUGUGGGAAUUGCACUGCCAGCAGGCAGGAGGAAUUCUGGGAGACGAAAUGGGAUUGGGCAAGACCAUCCAGAUAAUUGCCUUCUUGGCAGGUCUGAGCUACAGCAAGAUCAGGACUCGUGGUUCAAAUUACAGGUUCGAGGGGUUGGGUCCGACUAUAAUUGUCUGUCCGACGACAGUGAUGCAUCAGUGGGUGAAGGAAUUUCACACGUGGUGGCCUCCAUUCAGAGUGGCAGUUCUGCACGAAACUGGGUCCUUUACCCACAAAAAGGAGAAACUAAUUCAAGAUAUUGCUCAUUGUCAUGGAAUUUUGAUCACUUCUUACUCCUACGUUCGACUGAUGCAAGAUGAUAUUAGCAGGCAUGACUGGCACUAUGUGAUCUUGGACGAAGGACACAAAAUUCGGAAUCCAAAUGCUGCCAUCACUCUUGCUUGCAAACAGUUCCGCACCCCUCAUCGCAUCAUCCUGUCUGGCUCACCGAUGCAGAAUAACCUCCGUGAACUGUGGUCACUCUUUGAUUUCAUCUUCCCGGGAAAGUUGGGCACGUUGCCUGUGUUUAUGGAGCAGUUCUCAGUCCCCAUCACCAUGGGGGGGUAUUCAAAUGCCUCCCCAGUACAGGUUAAAACUGCGUAUAAGUGUGCAUGUGUUCUACGAGAUACCAUAAAUCCAUACCUACUGCGGAGAAUGAAGUCGGAUGUCAAAAUGAGCCUUUCUUUGCCAGAUAAAAACGAACAGGUCUUAUUUUGCCGUCUUACAGAUGAGCAACAUAAAGUCUACCAAAAUUUCAUUGAUUCCAAAGAAGUUUACAGAAUUCUCAAUGGAGAGAUGCAGAUUUUCUCUGGACUUGUAGCCCUAAGAAAAAUCUGCAACCACCCUGAUCUCUUUUCUGGAGGCCCCAAGAAUCUUAAAGGUAUUCCAGAUGAUGAACUAGGGGAAGAUCAGUUUGGACACUGGAAACGUUCUGGGAAAAUGAUAGUUGUUGAGUCCUUGUUGAAAAUAUGGCACAAGCAGGGCCAACGAGUAUUGCUGUUUUCUCAGUCCAGACAGAUGUUGGACAUAUUUGAAGUAUUCCUUAGGGUCCAAAAGUAUUCCUAUCUCAAGAUGGAUGGUACCACUGCUAUAGCUUCAAGACAACCACUGAUUACAAGAUACAAUGAGGACACAUCCAUAUUUGUGUUUCUUCUGACCACUCGGGUGGGUGGCCUAGGAGUCAACCUGACAGGGGCAAACCGAGUCAUCAUCUAUGACCCUGACUGGAACCCAAGCACAGACGUGCAGGCCCGGGAGCGAGCGUGGCGGAUAGGCCAGAAGAAACAGGUGACCGUGUACAGGCUUCUGACCGCAGGCACCAUCGAAGAGAAGAUUUACCACCGACAAAUCUUCAAGCAGUUUUUGACAAAUAGAGUGCUAAAAGAUCCAAAGCAAAGGCGAUUUUUCAAAUCCAAUGAUCUUUAUGAGCUGUUUACUCUGACUAGUCCUGAUACAUCCCAGAGCACUGAAACAAGUGCUAUUUUUGCAGGAACUGGUUCAGAUGUUCAGACACCCAAACGCCAUUUAAAAAGAAAACUUCAACUGGCUUUUGGAACAGACCAGAACAUUCCAGUAGGUAAAAAGUUCCCUGGUUCUAACACAUCUGCAAAUGUUGCCACGUCAUCUGAAGAGAAAUCUACAGCUAUAGGACCUGAAGUGAAUGCAGUAACUUCUAAUCUAGGUGAUCCUUUGAAAGAUGCCCCUCAAACAUCUUGUAGUCUAACUAACAGUGAGAGGCUUGGAGAAGAGACAGAUGCAGUGUCCAGACUGCAGGAUUCCUCAGUGAUUCAUGGAAACAGGGAAGGUUCAGAUUCUCCAAGAAUCAGCAAAAUGUACAGGAUGUCUGGUGAGGAAAGCAUCGAUGAAAAGGAGGGUCUUUCUGAUAAAAGAGAAAGCUGCCGGGUUCAAACAGAACCUCUUUGGGAGAAUGAGCAAACAGAAAAUAAUUUUUAUAAGCACAAGUCGAAAACGAAACAUCAUGUGGCAGAAGAAAAGACCCUGGAGAAACAUCUGAGGCCGAAGCAAAAGCUUAAGAGCUCUAAGCACCGCAGAGACGCCAAGUUUGAGGGAACUCGAAUUCCACACCUGGUGAAGAAGAAGCAGUACCGGAGGCAAGACAAUGAAAAUGAGAGCGAGCCCAAGGAACGCAGCCAUGACGACUACGUCCUGGAAAAGCUUUUCAGAAAAUCAGUGGGUGUGCACAGCAUCAUGAAGCAUGAUGCUAUCAUGGACGGAGCCAGUCCAGACUACGUGCUGGUGGAGGCGGAGGCCAACCGUGUGGCCCAGGAUGCCCUCAAAGCACUGAGACUCUCUCGGCAGCGGUGUCUGGGAGCAGCAUCUGGUGUUCCCACCUGGACCGGCCACAGAGGGGUGGCUGGUGCACCAGCAGGAAGAAGGAGCAGAUUUGGUCAGAAAAGGAACUCCAGCUUCUCUGUGCAGCAUCCCUCUUCAGCGUCUCCAAAGGAGAAAUGCCAGGACAGCACUAUGAAAAAGGAUGGAAAAGAUAAUGUUUCGGAGCAUUUUAGUGGAAAAGUUGAAGAUGCAGAGCCUUCAUCCGGAGCCCUCACUUCGUCCUCACUGUUGGCUAAAAUGAGAGCUAGAAACCACCUAAUUUUGCCAGAGCGCUUAGAAAGUGAAAGUGGGUGCCUUCCAGAGGCUUCUGCUCCUCCGCCUUCCAGCAUGGAACACGAUGACCUUCUGGUAGAAAUGAGAAACUUCAUUGCCUUUCAGGCCCAAGUUGAUGGCCAGGCCAGCACUCGGGAGAUACUGCAGGAGUUUGAAUCCAAGUUAUCAGCAUCACAGUCUUGUGUCUUUCGAGAACUAUUGAGAAAUCUGUGCACUUUUCAUAGAACUUCAGGUGGUGAAGGAAUUUGGAAACUCAAGCCAGAAUACUGCUGAUCAAUAUUACCUUCUGAACUUUAAAUUGACUUUUUCUAGUGGAAAUUUCUGAUUAUUAAUCUUAUGAUUAAUAAUCGUAUGUUUUGUCGAUGGAAGUUGGCUGCAUUUGAUGUUUACUUUGAAUGAUAACUACCUCAUAAUUAAAACUUUAAGGAGGAAGAAAUUCUUCUCCGAAACUUAAACGUUUUAAAAAUACCUGUAUUUCUUUUUUUUUUUUUUUUUUCCAAAAUUAAUUAUGAAAUCAGGGAC
Eubalaena glacialis (North Atlantic right whale) is the source of this 4809-nucleotide messenger RNA. RefSeq names its product ERCC excision repair 6, chromatin remodeling factor (gene ERCC6). The record is from RefSeq and is a predicted model, not a curated record. Gene Ontology annotation, molecular function: ATP binding; ATP-dependent chromatin remodeler activity. Bases 103 to 4560 code for a protein of 1485 amino acids. The transcript has 21 exons. Gene Ontology annotation, biological process: transcription-coupled nucleotide-excision repair. Gene Ontology annotation, cellular component: nucleus. Lineage: Eukaryota; Metazoa; Chordata; Mammalia; Artiodactyla; Balaenidae.